GGCUGGCUAGUGUUUGGCGGUGUGUCUGUGGCUGUGUUUCAGCUCUGCUCGUGUUGAUAACGACACUCUUCGGACGCAUUUCAUCGCGCAGAGAUGGGAAUGUUGAAGAAAUGGCUCUAAGAGAAGUUGCCCUAACGCUGCUGGCCCUGUGCGGGUUAGUGGCCGUCGGUGAAGCGUUACGUUGUAACUGCACAAACUGUGAAAAGACCGCUUUUGAAUGCGAAACAGAUGGCGCCUGCAUGGCCUCCACAUACUACAUCGAGGAGAAGAAGCAACAUGUACGCAUCUGUAUCAACCGGGACAAUCUGGUCCCCCCAGGACAACCUUUCUACUGUCUGAGCGCUGAAGGCCUGCUCAACACGCAUUGCUGCUAUUCAGAUUACUGCAACAGUAUUGAAGUCCCUGUCCCAACAAAGGAGGGGGACUGGUCCACCUCAGCCUCCUGGGGGCCGGUGGAGCUGGUGGCAGUCAUUGCGGGGCCGGUGUUCCUUCUCUGUGUGCUGCUGAUGGUCGGAGUGUUCCUGUUCCAGCAUCACCAGAGGGCCUAUAGCCACAGGCAGAGGCUAGAGGUAGAGGACCCGUCCUGUGAUCAUCUGUACAUGGCCAAGGACAAGACCCUGCAGGACCUCAUCUACGACAUGUCCACUUCUGGAUCAGGCUCUGGUUUGCCCCUGUUCGUGCAGAGGACGGUGGCUAGGACCAUCGUACUGCAGGAGAUCAUAGGAAAGGGUCGGUUUGGUGAGGUGUGGAGGGGGAAGUGGAGGGGAGGAGAUGUGGCGGUGAAGAUCUUCUCCUCCAGAGAGGAGCGCUCGUGGUUCAGAGAGGCUGAGAUCUACCAGACAAUCAUGCUGCGCCACGAGAACAUCCUGGGAUUCAUUGCAGCAGACAAUAAAGACAAUGGUACAUGGACACAGCUGUGGCUAGUGUCAGACUAUCAUGAGCACGGCUCUCUCUUCGACUACCUGAACCGCUACUCUGUCACCAUCGAGGGGAUGAUCAAACUGGCCCUGUCGGCAGCCAGCGGACUGGCUCAUCUACACAUGGAAAUCCUCGGCACCCAGGGUAAGCCUGGCAUUGCUCACCGUGACCUCAAGUCUAAAAAUAUCCUGGUUAAGAAGAAUGGCAUGUGUGCCAUAGCUGACCUCGGCCUGGCAGUCCGCCACGAGUCCAUCACAGACACAAUCGAUAUAGCUCCGAACCAGCGCGUGGGCACAAAGAGGUAUAUGGCUCCAGAAGUCCUGGACGAAACCAUCAACAUGAAACACUUUGACUCCUUCAAGUGUGCUGACAUUUAUGCGCUAGGCCUGGUGUACUGGGAGGUUGCGCGUCGCUGCAAUGCAGGAGGUAUCCACGAGGAGUACCAGCUGCCCUACUACGACCUCGUGCCCUCGGACCCCUCCAUAGAGGAGAUGAGGAAGCUGGUGUGUGACCAGAAACUGAGGCCCAAUGUGCCCAACUGGUGGCAGAGCUACGAGUCACUGCGUGUGAUGGGGAAAAUCAUGAGGGAGUGCUGGUAUGCCAAUGGAGCAGCCAGACUGACGGCCCUGCGCAUCAAAAAGACCCUCUCUCAGCUCAGCGUGGAGGAGGACGUCAAGAUGUGAGCGGUCUGGCGCUGACCUCCAGAAAACACUCCCAUAGGAAACAAACACUAAAGACAAACUGCAAAUGAAAACCCUGCCAGUUUUAAAGCCACACUCCAAGUUGUGACGAGGCCUACCUCAUCUUUUUAGCCAAAACUACUGAGUCAUCCUUCCCCUUCUGACUUUUCUCUCCCCCUGCCUCCUUUUGUUCCUCGUGUCUCCUCCCUGUUCCCCUUCUACCGCCCCUACUCCAUGGGCCACAGCACUACCACUGUUAACAUCAUCACACUCAAAACUUUUUUUAGUUUUCAUUUCCCAUGGCAGGAAUUAUUACUAUUGUACAGUGAUGGGAUAUUUUUCUUUUUGUUCUUUUUUUACCUCUGAAAUAUGUCCCAUGAUGGACUUACCUUGUCCUCAAAAGCCGGGAAUGUUUUAAGUUUAAGAAUAAUGACACUUCUUAUUCUGUCGGCAAUGCAUCGUGACAUUGUGUUGCUGUGAAUGUGUGUGUUUGUAAGGGGGAAGGACGCCAAAGCACUGUUUCUAGUGGUGUGUAAUGGUGUCUGGACUAGUAGCAUGUUUCAAAGACACCAAGAUGCCCUCUGGUAUAGGCUGUAGCGUGUUAGACAAAUCCUGUAAUGGGAGAUUUGGUAAUUAAGCAUGAAAAGCAAUUUUUUUGCUCUUUGAUCCCACAGAAAGGAGUUGCACUCUAUACUGUAGCUUCCACACUGUGUGACACCUGCAGGUAUCGCAUAACAGAUGUGGUCCAGUCCAGUUGUUGAUUUGGCAGGGAUAAUGUUUGGGAUGGUUUUACUUUUUAUUUAUUUGUGCAUAUUUUUUAUUUCAUAUUAAUGAACACUGUGAGAUGUGACAAGCCAGAAUCUAAUAUGAUAUGAAAAUUACUGUUGUAGUUCAAUCCAGGUUUGACCAUCUUUCAGACCUUAGAUGAAGGGGUUGUUGCAUUCAUUGUAAUAAGAUACUGAGUGCUAACAUGGAUGUAGCCAUAACCCCUGUUGGUGACAGGCGAAGACAUUGUGAUCAUGAGCUGUGUUUUUAAUAUUUUUUAGUUUUGUGUAUAAAAAAAAUCAUGAUGGGUGUUUUUCUUUUGACGUUGACAUUAGAAACUACUGAUAAUAGGUACAUAUGAUUUGUAUAUAAAAUAUGCUUUUUUCCCCCCCCUUUUUAUGCCAGAAGCACCAGUGUGACAUUUGAACAUUGAUUUUGCUUAAAUGCAACUUUUUCUUUUCUUUUGAUCUGUCUGCAUGGUUCCUAACUGUGCCAGGAAAUAGACAUUCAUCUGCUGGAGUUUCAUAGCAGUUUGGUGGUACUACUGAUCCCAGAUAAUUUGCUGCAACCUUUUUUUAUUUUUUUAUGUACAAGUGUUGGAAUUGCUUGUGGAGUUCACUAAUGCAGAUCUGUAUAAUGUGCUCCGGGGUGACAUCUCUUUCUCAUUGACACUGGAAUAUUUAGGAACGUCAUGUAACCUUUAAUUCUGAUACUGCCAAAGGCUAUUUAUUCAGAAAUACACAAGGCUGCUGAGCGUUCGCACACAGGGAACAUACGGUUAGAUGUGAAAAGUAGUUGAGACGUUUUACCUUCAAAGACUGACAUGCUCUUAAGUGUAACUGCAUGUUUUCAUUAUACUUCUGCAGCUUGUCUAUCUGCUACAAAACUAUGAAAGUAUUACACUGACAUUUGUCACUGUUGGGCUCUGCACUGUUAUGUCCACAUAGACUUGAGUUAAUGUUAGUAGUGUCAUCACUUUAUCCAGAAUCCAUGUGUCAUGUUAGAAUCAAUUGUUGCAUGCUGUCUCAAACACUGGGUCUUCUGCACUGAGUAGAACUUCAAAAAUAUCCCUCUUCCUACCUGUUGUUUUCUUCCUUUUUGUUCGGGUCGUUGGCUGUGUACCCCAGACAUGUUGCUGCUACUGUUAACAUGGGUGGAAGUUCAGCGUGACGAACAGAGAAGAAGAGCUGGCAGAGAAAACGGAGACACGUUGUCAGUUGAACCAAAAUUGUCAAAACACUACUUUCCAUGUUUGGUUUGUUGCCAUUAUGAACGUCAGACAUCCUGUUCUUAAAAAAAAUCAUGUUGUGCAAAUCUUUUCAGAACAUGUUGAAAAGUGUAUAUAGAUUAUAUACAAUAAAUUCCUCUUUUUCUUA
Notothenia coriiceps (black rockcod) is the source of this 3739-nucleotide messenger RNA. RefSeq names its product activin A receptor type 1Ba (gene acvr1ba). The record is from RefSeq and is a predicted model, not a curated record. Gene Ontology annotation, cellular component: signaling receptor complex; plasma membrane. The transcript has 9 exons. Gene Ontology annotation, biological process: cellular response to growth factor stimulus; protein phosphorylation; cell surface receptor protein serine/threonine kinase signaling pathway. NCBI's taxonomy places the organism in Eukaryota, Metazoa, Chordata, Actinopteri, Perciformes, Nototheniidae. The coding region runs from base 111 to 1601 and encodes 496 amino acids. Gene Ontology annotation, molecular function: ATP binding; transmembrane receptor protein serine/threonine kinase activity.